Messenger RNA from Sphaerulina musiva SO2202, 3422 nucleotides. RefSeq lists its product as uncharacterized. Lineage: Eukaryota; Fungi; Ascomycota; Dothideomycetes; Mycosphaerellales; Mycosphaerellaceae. The record is from RefSeq and is a predicted model, not a curated record. The transcript has a single exon. The coding region runs from base 1 to 3162 and encodes 1053 amino acids. Gene Ontology annotation, molecular function: metal ion binding.
AUGCCGGCGUCCAAGCAGCCUCAACCGCGCUUCAGGACGAUACAGAAGCUCAAGAUUGACUACGCUCCUGUUGGCAUCACUCAAUAUGAGUCCACCAGAACUGGUAUGCGUGUCGCUGUAGUCGACAGAGCUGGGCCGAAGGUCGAGGGAGAAUUCGCUCUCGCCACAGAGAUCAACGAUGACUCCGGCUCGCCACAUACCCUGGAGCAUCUCGUGUUCAUGGGCUCCAAGUCGUACAAGUACACUGGGCUGCUCGACCGAUUGUCCAGCAGAGCUUUCUCGACAACAAAUGCUGGUACAGCGACAGACUAUACCUCGUACUCGCUCAACACCGCCGGCUGGGAAGGCUUUGCACAGAUCUUGCCGGUCUAUUUGGAACACUUGAUCGUGCCUACAUUGACCGAUGCAGGGUGCUACACAGAGGUGCAUCACAUUGAUGGCACUGGCCAUGAUGCUGGUGUCGUCUACUCCGAGAUGCAAGCUCGUGAGAACACUUCUGGCGAUCUGAUGGAAUUGCAGCGAAGACGACUCAUGUAUCCCGAGGGCAAUGGUUUCCGCUCGGAAACAGGCGGUACGACUCCAGAACUACGACGGUUGACUGCGGAUCGCAUUCGUGCGUACCACAAGGAGAUGUACCAGCCCAAGAAUCUGCGCGUCAUCAUCACCGGUGAGAUUGAUCACGAUGAACUUUUGCAGAUUCUUGACGAUUUUGAGACAACAAUCGUGGACGAUGUGCCAACGCUGGACGCACCAUUCCGCCGACCUUGGGUCGAUUCGACACCGACGCCGAAGCUUGCGCAAACAAAGGUCGACACGAUCAAGUUUCCGGAGGAGGAUGAGUCGAUGGGAGAAGUCACUGUUGGCUAUCUGGGACCAAAAUGCGACGAUGCGGUAGCCAACGCAGCUCUCUCUGUGGUCAUAACUUACCUUGCAGGUUCUUCGAUCAGUGUUCUGGAGAACACUUUGGUUGAGCGCGAACAACUGUGCAGUGCAGUCUAUUAUGAGUACGAGACACGGCCAGACGUCGUUAUCUGGUUUGACUUGACUUCGAUCGAGACGCCACGUUUACAAGAAGUCUACCAACGUUUCCUCGAAGUGUUGAAGGAGACUGCAGCCAAGCCUUUGGACAUGAACUACCUGCACGACUGCUUGAAGCGAGAACGAAGACGCAUCACGGAGCAGGCAGAGAACUCUGAGACGUUCUUCACGCAGCCUCUCAUCGAAGAUCACUGCUUCAGCCCGAGAGAUGGUAGCGCUCUCAAAGACCUCGAGGACAUGAGCGAACUUGAUGAAGUGACCAAGUGGUCGGAGGAGGAGUGGCGAAACUUCUUCAAGAAGUACUUUGUCGAUACGCACCAUGUGUGCGUGCUUGGUGUGCCGUCGUUCGAAUUACAGAAACAGCUCGCUGAUGACGAACAAGCACGAGUGCGAGCACAACAAGAAAAACUGGGAGAAGCGGGACUCAAAGAGCUCGCCGAAAGACUGGAGAAGGCCAAGGCUGAGAAUGGCAAGACGAUUCCGGAGUCCAUGCUGGAGCAGUUUCGCCAGCCCAGUGUAGAUUCUGUCAACUUCAUCCGCACGGGCACAGCUUGGUCUGGCGCAGCUCGGCAGCUGGGGUCUGGUGACCCAGAAGCGCAAGCAAUCAUCGACAAAGCGGACGACGGAUCUUCUACCUUCAUUCACUUCGAAGACAUUCCAUCGAAUUUCGUGCGCGUCAAGCUCUACUAUGGCACAGCCAGAGUACCAGAUGAGCUACGACCCAUUAUGAGCCUAUACAUCACCAACUUCUUCACGACACCUGUGACCAUCGAUGGUAAACGAGUGGAGUUUGAGGAUCUUGUCUCUGAUCUCGAGAAAUUGACGACCUCAUACUGGGUGAACACCAGCAGUAGCGGCAGACAGCAGAUGCUGGGCCUCUCCCUCGUCACCGAGGGCGAAACAUACGAGCAAGCCAUCUCUCGCAUACGAACGGUCUUCUUCGAUGCUAUCCACGACCCCGUACGACUUCGUGCAUCCCUCACCAAGCUGCUGGCAGAUCUCCCGAGCGAGAAACGCGAUGGGAAUGCGAUGGCGUGGGCAGUGAACAGCAUGAUCCACUCAAAUCGCUCUGCAAAUCGUCGUGCCACGUCUGCGCUGACCAAGACGCUAUACCUCAAGCGUCUUCGAAAGCUGCUCAAGACCGACGAGAAGGCGGUGAUUGCCAAACUUGAGCAACUCUGCUUAGCACUGCACAGGCCAGAGAACUUCCGAGUGUACGUGGCGGCCAAUCUCAGCAAGCUCAACAACCCAGUGGCAGCCUGGAACAAACUCACGCAAGGGCUUGACACAUCACAGCCUCUCGAACCACUUGACGAGUCGUCGACAACGAUUUCCGAGGUGGGCAAGAAGCCUGGCUCGGCAGCAUACAUUGUGCCGAUUCCCGCAAGCGAUAGCUCCUACCUCAUCCUCACCUCUCAGGGCCCAUCCACGUACAGUGACCCCGAUCUUCCCGCGCUCAUGGUAGCCAUUGCCUACCUUCGCGCAGUGGAAGGGCCCCUCUGGGUCGCCAUUCGCGGCACCGGUCUUGCAUAUGGAGCUUCGAUACGCCGUACCACCGAGCUCGGCCAAAUCUACUUCUCCAUCGACCGCUCACCAGAUUGCUUCAAAGCCUUUGUCGCAGGCAAAGCCGAGCUGGAAGGCUACGCAUCCGGCACGAAGGAGCUAAAGAAACUCGCAAUCGAAUCUGCAGUAGGUGAAAUUGUGUAUGAAAUGGCAGAAGAAGCGCCAAACAUGGGAGCGGCGGCGGACGAGAGCUUCGCGAGUCAAAUUCUGCGUGGCUUGCCGAAAACGUGGUCGAAGGAUAUGUUGAAGAAGAUUCAGGGCGUCAGCAUCGAUCAGGUGCGAGAGUCGAUCCACAAGUGGUUGCUGCCUCUCUUCGAUGCCAAGAAGGCGAAUCUGGUUGUGACGUGUGCCUCUGGAAUGAAGGAGACGAUGCGGGAAAACUUUUCUGGUGCGGGCUUCGCAGUUGAGGUGAAGGACCUGUCUUUCUUUGAGGAUGAUUACGGGCUCGCGGACCCUGGUGGAGAGGACGAAGAAGAAGAAGAAGAGGAUGAGGAUGAGGAUAUGGAGGAGGGCGAGGAGGGCGAGGAAGAUGAUGACGAAGGCGAUGAGGAAGAGGUCUAGACACUCGAUUGACACACGCACGCGCCUCGCGUCCGGUGAUGUAAAAGCUCAAUUGCAAUGGGUGACUCAGGCGGGGAGGCAGUGAAGUUCUCACGCCCGCAAAAAAACAAAAGUUGACAUUCCAUAGUCAUCGUUCCCAAGAUAAAAUACCUGCACACAACAUCCCAAGGCCUGCCAAGGAAUCCAUCCAUUCGUACAUUAGAUUACCUCCUAGUUGCUUCGUGAAAUCAUCAUCAUCGUAGAUUAAAUCACAAACUUGA